Molecule: messenger RNA, 636 nt
Organism: Neltuma alba
Lineage: Eukaryota; Viridiplantae; Streptophyta; Magnoliopsida; Fabales; Fabaceae
Product: 60S ribosomal protein L32-1
Exons: 4
Coding region: 100-501 (133 amino acids)
Biological process (GO): translation
Cellular component (GO): ribosome; cytosolic large ribosomal subunit
Molecular function (GO): structural constituent of ribosome
Source: RefSeq, a predicted model, not a curated record
ACCCGUUCGGAUAUCUAGCAUUUUUAAAACCCUACGUCGCUUCACGUUCCCAGGUUCAGAUCACCGAGCUGCUGUGCAAGCAGAUCUGUGUGAGAAAAAAUGGCGGUUCCGUUGAUAAGCAAGAAAAUUGUGAAGAAGCGUGUCAAAAAGUUCAAGAGGCCCCAGAGUGACAGGAAAAUUUCUGUUAAGCCCAGCUGGCGAAGGCCAAAGGGUAUUGAUUCCCGUGUAAGGAGAAAGUUCAAAGGAUGUACCUUGAUGCCAAAUAUUGGUUACGGGUCAGACAAGAAGACCCGUCACCAUCUCCCUAAUGGAUUUAAGAAAUUUGUUGUGCACAAUGUGAGUGAGCUGGAACUCUUGAUGAUGCACAACAGGACUUACUGUGCUGAGAUAGCGCACAACGUAUCAACCCGGAAGCGAAAGGAGAUUGUUGAGAGGGCAGCACAGUUGGAUGUUGUUGUUACCAACAGAACAGCCAGGUUGCGUAGCCAAGAGGACGAGUGAUUGGUGUUAGCAAUCAAGUUUUUAUUUUUAUUUGUUAUCAUCUUUUAUUGGCUUGAAAGUUUUGGAACUUGGCGGUAAAUCUUUUCCUGAAUGAUUGUACUGAGAUACUUGGUGGAGAUGGAGACUUUUUCACCC